Messenger RNA from Tinamus guttatus (white-throated tinamou), 753 nucleotides. The record is from RefSeq and is a predicted model, not a curated record. Lineage: Eukaryota; Metazoa; Chordata; Aves; Tinamiformes; Tinamidae.
AUGGAUUACAGCUGGGUGGACCAUACGUCUUGGCAUAGCAGGGACAGUCAAAGGGGAAAAAGAAAAACUAGUGAGCAGGCAGUUUUGUCGGAUUCUAACACCUUCUCUGAGAGACAAAAGAAAAUGGUUUGCUUUGGUGGCCACUCUUUGGAAGAGGACUUGGAAUGGUCUGAGCCUCAGAUUAAAGACUCUGGGGUAGAUACGUGUAGUAGCACAACCCUAAACGAGGAGCAUAGCCAUAGCGAGAAGCAUCCAGUAACCUGGCAACCAUCCAAAGAUGGAGACCGUCUCAUUGGUCGGAUUUUGUUAAACAAACGACUAAAAGAUGGAAGUGUGCCGAGGGACUCGGGAGCAAUGCUUGGAUUGAAGGUAGUAGGAGGAAAGAUGACUGAAUCAGGUCGACUUUGUGCAUUUAUCACCAAAGUUAAAAAAGGAAGUUUAGCGGAUACAGUGGGGCAUCUUAGACCAGGUGAUGAAGUACUAGAAUGGAAUGGACGGUUACUACAAGGAGCCACCUUUGAGGAGGUCUAUAACAUCAUUUUAGAAUCCAAACCUGAGCCACAGGUGGAGCUUGUAGUUUCAAGGCCAAUAGGGGAUAUUCCCAGAAUACCUGACAGCACACAUGCACAGCUGGAGUCCAGUUCUAGUUCAUUUGAAUCUCAAAAAAUGGACCGACCUUCUAUUUCAGUGACUUCUCCUAUGAGUCCUGGCAUGUUAAGAGAUGUUCCACAGUUCUUGUCUGGACAACUUUCA